Messenger RNA from Spodoptera frugiperda (fall armyworm), 3264 nucleotides. Its product is annotated as ATP-sensitive inward rectifier potassium channel 1-like. NCBI's taxonomy places the organism in Eukaryota, Metazoa, Arthropoda, Insecta, Lepidoptera, Noctuidae. The transcript has 9 exons. Gene Ontology annotation, molecular function: inward rectifier potassium channel activity. The coding region runs from base 416 to 2200 and encodes 594 amino acids. Gene Ontology annotation, cellular component: plasma membrane. Gene Ontology annotation, biological process: regulation of monoatomic ion transmembrane transport; potassium ion import across plasma membrane. The record is from RefSeq and is a predicted model, not a curated record.
UGCUACAGUGCUAGCGUGAGGCACACAAGAUCUUGUCAAUAUUUUGGUGCAAUUAAAGUUUUAAUAUUACCCUUAGUAAAAGUGCAGUGAACCUAGUCAUAAGUGGUAUUACAAAGGCUGGAAAAUGUUGCUAGAAAUAUAAGCUACAUGUUUCAAGGAAAAUUGAUAAAGAAAGUGAAAUAAUAGGAAUAUGUGAUACCAAUAUUUGUGGUAACUUAUUUGCGUUGUCUGAUAGUACAUUCUAUAAUAACGUUUUAAAUGCAGAAAAGUAUUUCAAUGAUGAUAAUGUGAUUGUUAAUGCAAAUAUUGCAAUACAAGAUGCAGUGCCUUAAAUAAAAUACUUAUAAGACUUUGGUGACGAAAUUUUACUCAAUACCAUCAAGUAUUAGAUCAAUUUACUUGAAGAUCGGACAAAAUGAACUACGACCAAGGUGAAUCUAGACGGGGCAGUCGAAACAGAGCCCUAGAAAGAUCUCUGAGCUACUCCGAAGCCAUAGGCAAUGGUUCAGGCAGAUCUUCAAUAGAGAUUCCCAACAACAUCGUGCAAACAGACGUCUACGCGAAUGAAGAACUGAAGAAACAAUACAGAAUAUCACAGACUUACGUAGAAGGGAAGGAGAUAGCAUUUCCUUCGGUAGUAACUAAUGUUGAUACUAAGAACCAUUUGAGGAUACCCAUAGUAGAAUCUUCACAGGACUCCUCGAUAUAUUCUAGUGAGGAUGAGCAUACAGACCCUGGUUUAGUGAUGACGAUAGAUGUGGAAGAUAAGCCCAGUAGCGCAAAAGACUCUGAUAUAACUAAGCCACUGUCUGAACAGUCUACCAUACCUAUGGCUUCGGAUACCACUACAACCAAUCACAUAUAUGAUACGAUUGAUACGAUAGAAACAUUGGAUACUCCUGACAGUAUAUUUGAUGGACGAGACACUACGUAUGGACCGUCAGCUCAUGCGUAUUCUACUCCUUAUAGUCGGAGGAAAAGGAAGAGGACUCAUAGACAACGGCACGGUAGACCGAACAGAUCCAGGCGAGUGGUGCUGAAGUCAGGCGAGGAGAACGUCCCGGUGCGGAGCAACAUUUCUGCCAAGUCCAUCAAGUAUAUGAGGGAUAUUGUUACCACUGUUAUCAACAGCAAAUGGCGUUUCAUCCUCCUGAUGAUGGUGGCUGCCCACUUCAUCUUCUGGCUGAUCUUCGCGGCCAUCUGGUACGCGGUGUCCACCUCGUACGCGGAGGACAUCGGCGAUGGGAAGGAACACUGCGUCACCGGCACCAAGUCCUUCGCUGGACUGCUCAUGAUGUCGGUGGAAACUCAGAUGACCAUUGGAUAUGGAACUCGGUUCCCGAAUGAAGAAUGUCCUGAAGCUAUCAUCAUCAUGGUCUUGGAGAUAGUAGCCGGCACCGCUCUCUCGGGUGGUCUCUCAAGUUUGCUGUUCACAAAACUGAUCAGACCGAACCGACAUGUGAAUUCCGUUGGUUUUAGUAGGAAAGCCGCGGUCUGCCGCCGUGACGGAGAGCUCUGCCUGCAGUUCCGAGUGUGGGACCUGAUGAACGUGCACAUCAUCGGCAGCACCAUCACCGCCUACAUGCUCAAACCUAUCAGGACCCUGGAAGGAGAGCUGGUGCACAACUACAUGCACCAGCUGGAGCUGAAGGAGUCGCGCGCGUUCCUGCUGUGGCCCAUCACGGUGGUGCACGUCAUCAACCGACGGAGCCCGCUCUACGACUUCUCCGCCCAGGACAUGAUGGACUACAGGUUCGAGAUCGUGGUCUGCCUGACAGGUGCCUCGAAGAACAUGGGCACCACCACACAGAGUCGAACCUCGUACCUCUCCAAGGAGAUAAUGUGGGGGUACAGGUUCAAGAACGUUGUGCACUACAGCAAGAAGGAGGAAGCCUACAAGAUUGACGAGGAGAACCUCAACACAGUCGAACAGGUGGAGACUCCUCUCUGCAGCGCCAGCUACAUGAAGGACUUGGAAGAGGACUUGAAGGCUUCCACCAACAUCCUCUGUACUCCGAACAUGUCUGCCUCUCCCACUGAUCUCUCUCUUCCCGAGGACUCUUCUACUCUCUCUCGACAGGGAGACUCCAUCCCUUCGUCUCCUUCUCUUAAUAGAACGGGAACUCAAAGAAGUUUCGGAUGGAACUUCAAGAGAUUUAGGCCGGAGAAGUAUUUGAAGACUUUGGAGAAGAAAGAGUAGAUAGAAGAUAUAUAGGAUAUUAAAAGCUUUCCGGACUAUAAUUUUACCUAAGCUAUAAAAUAUUUGAAAUUGUACCUGCAUAGGUUUAGCAGUUUUGUGUGAUAAAGUAACAUAAACUUUUGUAUAUUUUUUAACAGUAAGAUUGAUUACUCUUUGUGUUACAAAAGGUACAAGGCAGACAUUAAUCUGCUUCUCGAUCGUUUGCUUCAUGUCUGAAAGUCAAGUUCUUGAACGGCUUUCAUUGCAUUCUGUGUGGUUCCCCUCUAUCUUAUCCUCCAAGGGCUUUAGUAAAAGAGAGUUCAGUGUGAGUAGCAACUUGAUCACACCAUCGGCUGAGAGAUCGGCCACGUGAUCUUUUUCCUUCCAUUUUACCAAUAACAACUAAUUUGUCGAGGUGAUCUGAUUGGUAUCAAUGUGACCCAAAACGAAAUACCUAGGAAGGCAUUAACAUAAACUAUACUAAUAUUAUAAAGCUGAAGAUUUUGUUUGUUUGAACGCGUUAAUCUUUGGAACUACUGGUCCGAAUUGAAUAAUUAUUUUCGUGUUGGAUAGUGUAUUUAUCGAGGAAGGCUAUAGGCUAUAAAACAUCACGCUAUGACCAAUAGGAGCCGAGCGGAGCGGGUGAAACCGCGCGGAAGUAGCUAGUAUAUAAUAUACCUGGAUAAUCUAGAUAUUGCUCAAAAUAACUAUAUGUACCUACCUGUAUGUUUUAUUUCUAUACAAACAUAUUAUAAUCUAGUCGUAAAAGUAGGUAUUAAAAUAGUAAAUUCAUAGACAAACCUAUUGUAAGCAUUUUAAUCGGUGUAAUCAAUUUAUAGUACUACGAUUAGGUUACAUUGUAAUAUUAUUUACUGUGUUGAAUUUUUCGCCUAUAAUAAAUAUAUCGCAUAUUUAAUUUACAAUAAUAUCUUGGUAUUAUUUUCCGCUAGACAAGCAUAGCGGGAGAAACCACGCCUGUGUCACUAGUUAAAAAUAUGGCAAACAAAGAAAGUUCUUUGAUUAACCUUCCUUUUUAAUUAAUAACAUCUUGUAUAUAAAUAAACCGAUAAAUAAAAAUACCGUUA